Molecule: messenger RNA, 3030 nt
Organism: Colletotrichum lupini
Lineage: Eukaryota; Fungi; Ascomycota; Sordariomycetes; Glomerellales; Glomerellaceae
Exons: 7
Coding region: 1-3030 (1009 amino acids)
Biological process (GO): carbohydrate transport; transmembrane transport
Cellular component (GO): membrane
Molecular function (GO): monooxygenase activity; iron ion binding; heme binding
Source: RefSeq, a predicted model, not a curated record
AUGCCACUACGAACCACCUGGGUACAUCAUAAAUGGGCAAUCUUUUAUUGUGCUGUAUCAGCCAUCGGAGCCCUCUGCUAUGGAUAUGACAAUACGUACUACAACGGUGUAUUGGCCAUGCAGGAGUUCAAGAAUGAUUACGGAGACUCUCUCACAGCUUCCGCUAUUUACAUUGGCGACUUGCUUGGCGCAAUGAUUGCUGCUCCCCUCAAUGAUCGCUACGGCCGAAAGUCCACGUUCUGGCUGGCUUCAUUCUGCAUAUUCAUCGGCGGCAUUUGUCAAGUCGCAGACACAAUCAGCUCAGAAGCCCUACUUGUGGUCGGACGCAUCUUGAUUGGCCUCGGAGUGGGCCAGUUUACCGUCACUUCAUUGCUGUACAUCGGUGAAGUUGCACCCUUGGGCAUCCGAGGACCAGCACUCAUGUGCUUCCAAUUUCUCCAAUCCUGGUCUCAGUUAUGCGCAUCCGCGAUCAACCAGGGCACCAAGAGCAUCGCAAGCUCUCUGGGAUACCGUGUUCCUAUGGGAGGCCUUGUCAUUCUUCCUCUAAUCAUGGCCGCCCUUCUUCCCUUCAUUCCGGAGAGCCCGCUGUGGUACGUUCUCAAGGGCCGUCAUACAGAGGCCGAGCAAAGUUUUCGCAAGAUCAAUCAGAGCAACCCGAACUACGACCCGUCAGAGGAUAUGGCUACAGCUGAAAAUGCCAAAAAUGUCGAAGAGGAACAUGCCGAAUUCUCCUCAUGGGGAGCCCUGAUAACGGAUCCCAUCGAAAGACGCAAAUUGAUCUACUCGGCUGGAGCCAUGUUCAGUCAGCAGAUCUGCGGCAUUCUGUUCUUCUACGUUUAUGGUGUUGUAUUCGUACAGGCAAUUGGGUUGGGCGACCCUUUUCUCGUUCAACUGAUCACCAACAUUGUUCAAAUCUUCGCCGUGGGCGCCUCUAUAAUCACUGUCAACAAAGUGCGCCGCCGUACCAACCUCAUGAUCACCAACUUGAUGAUGCUGGUGGCCUUCAUCAUUAUCGGCGGCGUGGCGGUCAAGCCGCUUACAUCUUCGACACAAUACGUCAUUGUAGUGUCUUCCUUUGUCGUCGUAGUUGGCUUCAACUUCGGUCUUGGCCCCCUUGCGUACACGGUCGCUCGGGAAAUGGCAGUCGGUCCCAACCAGAACAAGAUCAUGUCCGCGAGUAUCGUCAUUUUUUACCUGACAACCUGGGUGGUCUCGUUCACCGCGCCCUAUCUAUACUACGAUGCUGGACUAGGUCCAAUGGUAGGCUUCGUAUACGCCGGAACGACGUGUCUCUCCAUACUGUGGACAUGGUUUUGUGUGGGCGAAACCGCAGGCAGAUCAAGUUUGGAGAUUUCGAGAUUUUUCACUGAGAGGAUACCCGUCAGAGCUUGGAGGAGUCAUGUAUUCUCGGAAAGCGAAUCCUCGGGAGAAAUGAGCUCAGAAGACAAAGGCAAGGGUAUGCCGAAUGGCCCGUCAACGGCAGAGCACCAGGAAUUUGCUGUACAAAUGUAUGCCACCGCCCAGUUUGUACUGGUGAGGAAACUGGCAUUUUCCUUGGCCAGUUGCCCUCUUGGCUCGGAAUGCCCGUCCGACAUUAGCUCGAUCGGGGUGCCUGAUGAGAGCCGACCGCCAACCACCUCCUACGGCCUGACGAAUGUCGGCGUGUCACCUUUAUGGUUUAGCGACAAUCUUCUAUUUAACGUGCUGCUGCUACUUGCCAUCCCUGCUGUGAUCCCUUGGGUCAUUAUCGGCGGACUGAUAACGAACUACUUUGUCGACAGAAAAGGGCUUCGAACUUUUUCUAGCCCCGGAGUUGCCGGUCCUUCAUCCUUGUGGCGCAUCUUCCACCGCUUGAGAUAUCAGCACUUCAUAGUGGUGCACGAAGCUCACGAAACGCUGGGUACGCACGUCCGCAAUGGUCCAGACUACGUUUCCAUCUCAGAUCCUCGCGCUGUCUAUGAUAUUUACGGCCACGAUGCCAACUUUCUCAAGGUUGCUUGGUACGAUGGAGGCGCCGGAGAGUUCCUCCUAUUCCAGUCAAUAUGCGCCGGUAUUUCAACUACUCACAUCGAUGCUUUUUCGACAAUGCUCUAUGGCAGUUCACUCAACUGCUUGGAGCGUAAUAGCGACAUUGUGAACGCCGAAACGCCGGGUAGGAAGGUCUAUCAAAUUCCCUUCAUUCAGUCUUUACUAGACGCCACUCACAUCAACACCGUCCUUGGAAUGGAAGCCGGUCUGUUGCCGUUGACCAGAAAGUUCUUUUCAUGGCAUCCUUACAAGAAGGCUGGCGCGGACUUCGAUAAUAUCAUCCUGCACUGCACCAAGACGCGUUUCGCAUCCAAAGACAAGGACGGGGAUAUAUCCCAAAAGUUGAUGGCUAAGAAUAAUGGCGAGCCGGUAAACUUGCUCUUUAGCGAGCUUUUGGCGGAAUGCUCGGUCAUGAUGAAUGCCGGCACGGAAACAACCACGGCUGCUCUCACAAACGCUGUAUACCUCAUCUACACCCACCCUAACGUACUCGAGCAACUUCGAGAAGAACUGGACCCCAUCAUUGUGCAGAAUACCGUACCGAGCUACGACGCCAUCGGCCAGCUGUCGUUCCUUCAAGCCUGCGUUGAGGAAUCCCUCCGCGUUCGACCGGCAAGCUCAAUACGCUUGCCUAGGGUCGUGCCGGAGGGCGGUCGGGUGAUCGCAGGGCAGUUUGUGAGCGAGGGCGUCACUGUACCAGUCCCAAGCUACACUCUACUGCGGGAUGGCGAGGCUUUCAAGGAUGCUGAGACAUUCCGAUCUCAGCGCUGGAUUGAUGGAAAUAAGGAGAAGAUGCUUAAGGUUCACCUUCCAUUCAGUACGGAACCUCGAGCAUGCAUUGGCAGAAACAUUGCCUACUUUGAGCAGCUCAUGCUCAUCUCAUCUCUGGUACCAAACUUCGAUUUUGCUCUAGCUUCACCGGGCCAUGAGUUCAGGGCCUUGGAGCGGUUCAACUCUAACCCAGACGAGCUCUUCCUUUUCUGCAGACUUCGUGAUAUUUGA